Messenger RNA from Lucilia cuprina (Australian sheep blowfly), 717 nucleotides. RefSeq names its product glutamic acid-rich protein. The record is from RefSeq and is a predicted model, not a curated record. Bases 1 to 717 code for a protein of 238 amino acids. The transcript has a single exon. NCBI's taxonomy places the organism in Eukaryota, Metazoa, Arthropoda, Insecta, Diptera, Calliphoridae.
AUGCGUUACUCUCUGAAAGUUUUUAUGGUUUUUACACUACUCAUCUCGAGUGUUGUGUUGGCCAAAAAACAUAAAGAAGAAUCUUCCGAAGAAAAGGAAGAAGAGGGAAAAAAGCACAACGAAGAAGAACACAAAGAAAAGAAACACAAAAACGAAAAAGGUCACAAAGAACACGAUGAAUGGGAUGAAGAUGAGAAAAAACAUCAUGAAGAGGAGGAUCAUAAACAUUAUCAUGAAAGUGAAGGUGGUAAAAAGAAGAAGGACGAAGAUGAAGAAGAAAAAUAUGGUGAAGAACACAAACAUGGCAAACAUUUAAAAGGUGGUAAAGAUCAUCACAAAAAGAAAUAUAAGAAGGGACACAAGGAAUUGGAACAUCAUAAGAAAUUCCAUAAAGAUGAAUAUAAAAAAGAAAAAAAAUUCUACGAUGACGAGGAUAAAGGUGGACAUCAUAAGAAAUAUGGCAAAGAGCAUAAACAUCAUGACAAAGAAGAGGGAGAACAUAAAAAGAAAGAAGAACAUGAAGCGGGUAAAAAGAAAAAACACAAAAAGCAUGAGGGUCACUACAAAAAGGGUCACCAUGAUGAGGAUCAUAAGAAAUAUAAAAAAGAACAUGGACACAAGGAAAAAGAAGAGGAACACAAGAAAUGGGGCAAUGAGGAAAAGAAGAAAAGUAAUAAGAAGAAGAGCCACAAAAAGGAAAGUGAAAAGAAGGAUUAG